Molecule: messenger RNA, 2637 nt
Organism: Strongylocentrotus purpuratus (purple sea urchin)
Lineage: Eukaryota; Metazoa; Echinodermata; Echinoidea; Camarodonta; Strongylocentrotidae
Exons: 1
Coding region: 1-2637 (878 amino acids)
Molecular function (GO): catalytic activity
Source: RefSeq, a predicted model, not a curated record
AUGGCCAACGCCAGGUCAUUAACUAACAAGUUUGAUGAAUUUGUAUGCCUUGUUCAAAGUUUUGACUCGGAUAUUGUGUGUGUCAGUGAGACAUGGUUCAGUGAAAGCAUCCCACAAAGCGUGUACAAUAUUCCUAGAUAUUCUUUGUUUUCGAAGCACAGGACAGUCCGACGAGGUGGCGGAGUCGCCAUCUUUGCCAAAACCGACAUGAACCCGACUCACGUGAAACUUCAUGUACCGGAAGAGCAUGAAAUAGUCUGGACGCAAAUCAGACCCAGUAGAUUGCCAAGGAGUGUUUCAUCAAUUUACAUCGCAUCAAUCUACUCGCCACCUGAUAACACCCAUGCAGAUGAAUUGGUCCAGUAUCUCACUUAUGCAGUCGACGAGAUUCUUUCUAACCAUCCCACGGCCGGUAUUAUUAUCAUGGGUGAUUUUAACCGAACCGAUGUGUCCCCGCUCCUUAGGGGGCAAAACCUGAAGCAAGUGGUCAACCGUCCAACUCGGAAUCAAGCUGUGCUGGACAAAAUUGUAACCAAUUUGAAUCAUCUGUACUCCCCUGUUCACAUUGUAGCCCCACUUGGACACAGCGACCACAAUGGAGUUACUUGGCUGCCGAAAAAACAGCCACCCCAUAAAAAUAAAGUGCAACACAGAGUUGUCAGACCUUUCCGUGAAUCUAGUGUCCGUCCCUUUGGUAGCUGGAUAACGCAUCACGACUGGAGCAACGUUUAUGAUGAAAACGAUGUUGAGCGUAAGUGUGAACAUUUCUAUAACGAGCUUAACACUGCCAUUAAUCUUUAUUUCCAAUGUAAGACCAUCAGACUACAUGCGACAGACAAACCGUGGAUGACCGUCGGAGUCAAGGGUUUAAUAAACCAGCGACAGACGGCAUUCCACAAUAAUUCCUCAAACCAGAACAAUCUCCGCAACAAAGUGCAGAGAGAAAUCUGUCACGCGAAGGAAGCUUUUUACCGAGAUCGUGUCCAACACCUCAAACACGAAAAUCCCAGCGCAUGGUAUCGCUAUAUCAAGGUCAUGUCUUCCAACAUGCAACAGGAUAUGUCAAUCGCACUGGAAGAUGUUGACGCGACUGAUUCGGUAGCAAUCGCCAAUGCUAUCAACUCCUACUUUGUUAGCAUAGCCAAAGACACACCACCCCUUGCAGCAAAGAACAUUCCUGCUUAUAGACCCUUUCCACUACACUCGAUACCUUCUGUCCAACCAUGGUCAGUCUACAAGGAACUGUCCAAAACGCACGUUGGAAAAAGUGGCGGUCCAGAUGGAAUAUCCCCACGUUUGAUCCGUGAAUUCGCCGUUGAACUCAGCUCCCCAUUAUGCAACAUCUUCAAUGCCUCCUUUGAGCAAGGCAAAGUUCCAAGUUGUUGGAAGAAAUCACUCAUUGUUCCAGUUCCAAAGGAAAACCCGCCUACCUUGCACAAGCUGCGACCUAUAGCCCUAACAGACUUCUUUGCAAAGCUCCUUGAACUGUUUGCUUACAAAUGGCUCAUGGCAGAUAUCUCCCCUGUAAUCGACUCUCAGCAAUUUGGCAACCGCUCUGGCCUAUCAACAAGCCACUACUUAUUGAACUUGCUAGAAUACUUACACUCCAAUGCUGACAAGUCCGGAUCAAUCACAACAGUGGUACUUACAGACUUCUCUAAAGCAUUUGAUUUAGUUGACCACAAUGUCGCAAUCAAUAAGCUGUUCACCAUGGGUGCAAGACCAUCCCUCAUCCCAUGGGUAUGCAGCUUUCUCACAGAGCGUACCCAACAGGUUCGCUACAAGAACCAACUCUCUAGGAACCUUACCACGUCGGCAGGGGUUCCUCAAGGCACCCGUCUCGGACCGCUCAUAUUUCUCGCUGUUGUCAACGACGCACUUCAGACGUCAGAUUGCCACCGAUGGAAGUAUGUUGACGAUCUCACAGUGGCCGAAACUCGCCGAGUGAACUCCCCAUGCAACCUCGACACGACCCUCUCUUCCUUUGAACAGUGGUGUGAGGAAUCAAACAUGCGCCUCAAUCCCACCAAAUGUCAGGUCAUGCAAAUCUCCUUCGCGCGUCGCCAACUGCCUCCACCCGAGAUAAAGCUUCUUGAUCAAAUCAUACCAGAAAGUCAGCAUGUAAAACUGCUUGGCGUGAUCGUGAGGAACGAUCUUCGUUGGACAGAUCAUGUCAAUAAUGUCACAUCGAGAGCCACAAAAAAGCUCUAUAUCUUGAGGAUGCUCAAACGUUUUGCUAUGCCUACAACGGACCUCCUCACCGUAUUCACCUCAUACAUCAGGCCGAUCCUUGAGUACUGUUGUGUAGUUUGGCACUUCUCCCUAACCCUGCACCAAGAGAACCAAUUAGAGCGUAUCCAGAAGCGUGCCCUUCGCACCAUACUAGCCGGUGGGUACGAGUCUUAUCAACGUGCUCUCAGCGCUUGCGACCUGGUAUCGCUUAAAGAAAGGAGAGAGGACCUUUGUCGGGUCUUUGCCAACAAGCUGUUCAAGAACUUUCGUCAUUGGCUACCGGAAAGCCAAUCAUCAAACAGACAACUAAGACACAGCAACCGAUUACGAGAACUAAAGUGUAGGACACAACGCUACAAAAAUAGUGCGAUCCCACAAAUUAUCAAACUGCUGAACUCUAAAUAG